Molecule: messenger RNA, 2520 nt
Organism: Dermacentor silvarum
Lineage: Eukaryota; Metazoa; Arthropoda; Arachnida; Ixodida; Ixodidae
Product: oxysterol-binding protein-related protein 9
Exons: 21
Coding region: 151-2466 (771 amino acids)
Cellular component (GO): intracellular membrane-bounded organelle; membrane; cytosol
Molecular function (GO): sterol binding
Source: RefSeq, a predicted model, not a curated record
CCAUGGCUGGGUCAAGGUGUCGCCCCUUUCGUCGGGCUCAAAGCCGACGAAAGCAGGCUCGGGCGGCAACGCAUGGCCUCCAGCUAUGAGAACCGAGUGAUGGGGCGCCCGCCAUAGCAGUUUCGAGGGGAGCGCGCCGGCCUCGACGGCAUGGAAGGACCGCUCAGUGUCUGGACGAGCUUCAUCAGCGGCUGGCACUUAUGCUGGGUGCUGCUGGAUGACCGUAACGGCAUGCUAUACCGAUUCAAGUCACAUCACCAGAGGCGGCAACGACUUGGCCUCCUAGCUAAAUUCAGCGGCAUCAAUCUCCUAGGUGCCAUUGUGACGAAGGACCCCAAAGAACCCAACGGUUUCUCCGUUGUUUCUGAAGGCCGAGAGUACAGAUUCCAAGCUCCCACCGAAGAAGAGCGCGACGCGUGGGUGAUGGAGCUCGAAGAGGCGGUUCUUCGACAGAUGGUCUGUCGCCGAGCUUACCACAUAUGGGACAGAAGAUACAUCGGGCCGACUCUGGCCCUUGUGAACGCCAAGCUGCAGGAUGCCGGACUUCUGUACGAGGAGCUGGCAUGCAGUUUGCAGGAGCUCGACAGGCGUUGGUCAACUGAAGAGGCAGGCCAGAGAACGCGAUGGCCGGGCGUCAUACGAGACUUACUGGCUUUCCUUACAACUGCUCGUGCCGCCAUGGCGUUGCUGGAAAACCUAAAGGAAAUGAUUCUUCCAGGACUCCUGGCGCAGCUGGACACAAUGCAACCACGCAAGAAAGCAGCCACCAUGCUCAGCUUGCUCAGGACGCAGGCAGCCGGCCUGGCUGUGGACCCACUCUCCGUGCUGCUUCGCCGGAACCCGGAGCCGACCGAAGGCAACGCGUUGCUCGAGCCAGCUCUACGGGGAUCGCGCACCCGUUUGCAUCACCCGUUGUCCGAGAUGGCACACACCGACCACUUGGCAUACGCGUCGAGAUUAGACACGUCGGGCCGCCGCAGUCCGUCCACGUCCGAGCGCACCGGAACGCGAAGCCUGCCGACGGUCCGAAGUCCCCGACGCGGCAGCGGUCAGCACCUCGCAAAUGCCGAGAACUCCUCUUUCGUGUCAAUCAGCGACAGCGCCACAUGUUCAUUGGCGCGCUUCGUCACCGCUGUCAGCAGCAUCGAACACUCCGACAUGCACGCCGACAACAAGAGCUCCCGGUCAAUGUCAGCUUGGAGUUUGUAUGGCUGCGGCGGUGAAAGGCUUCGGGCAUUGCACUCUGACAGCUCCGAGACGGAAUCCUCCAUUUCAUCAACCGCCCCUUCGGCCGACCAUCGCUGGCAGGUCGACACGGUGGUGGGAAAGGGGCGGGCGCCAGGACAUCGGUCGCCGCCGUCGAAGCACCACUCAAAGACGCCACCGACCCUCUUGACGCUUGGGACCAACCGCAUAUGGGAAGAAGCCCCCGGUCCGACGGCGCGCACCCUGGGGGACCUCUGUUCAUCGCUUCCCUUCGGCGAAAGCCUGCUGCAUGUCGACUACCCGAUGCCGCUGCUCCAGACUCGCUCAUGUCUCCAGGCCCUUGCCGACUUGUUUGCCUGCCCAGAGCUGUUCGCGGAGAUCGGCUCGUCGACGCGUGCAUCGGAGCGAAUGCUACGCGCGCUACGCUGGUACCUGGCCGGUAUCUACUAUGUCAAGCGAGGCGACGACAUCACCAAGCCACUGGAGCCGGUGUUGGGAGAGACGCACCGCUGCUCGUGGCCCCUGCGCUGCGGCCCAGGAAUCGGAGACCUGCAGUACGCCGCCGAACAGGUCUCCGUAAACCCGCCACAGACGUGUCUGUAUGCCGAGUGCUCCUCCAGCGGCAUACGAGCUUUGGCGCAGCUUCAGCCGGAGGCAUUUAGCGUCGGCUCGUACGUGCAGAUCCGGUUGCACGGCAAAGCCAGCGUCUAUGUGAGCCAGUAUUCGGAAGAAUACAUGUUCGAGCUGCCAGCAGCAUGUGUGCGAAACGUUGCAAGCAAACCCUGGUUCGAGUUUUGCGGCGUCGUGAAUGUCAGCUGUCGCCAGACAGGUUACCACGCCAAGAUAAAGUUCAUGGCUAAGGCUCCGAUGCCGGGCAGUCAGAGACACAGCAUUCAAGCCGACGUCUACAACCCAGUCAUGAAUCGACCCUUCGUGAGGCUGCACGGUCGAUGGACAGACAGCGUGACGGCCUCCUGGGCCUCUGGGGAGACGAAGGAAAUCCUGAAUGCACGGUUACUAAAGCAGGCCCGUCGGGAAGCUACCUUCAUCACUGAAGACAAUCCAAAAUGCUCUACAAUCGUGUGGCGAAGUGUUACAGAAGUGCUGCGCCGCAGAAAGCUUCGGGAAGCCUACGACCGGAGGCUUAACGUGCUUAAGUCAACUGAGCCGAACUACCAGCCCACGCUGUUCAAGAAAGAAGGGGACACCUUCAGCUACAAAAAUGACUUGAGAAGAAAGUCUGAGAAGAAACUCCAGUAGUGCCUCGAAUGUUCCUCCGCAUGGACAGCACCGCAAGAAUGCUGUAUACCUACC